AUUCGCUGCCUGCGCUCCCAGGGCCAAGUGUAGUGGGCACAGCACCACCAUGCCACGCCAGGAGGACUUUGCGGUGCUGCCCCCAGCGUUGCACCAUCUAUGGCCUAGUCCGCUUGCAAGAUGGACAACUUUGAAUACAGCAUCCAGCUGAAUGACCGGGAUUGGGCUGAAUUCUAUUUGGCCUCUGAAGAAUGCAGCUUGAGCCAGCCAGCCUUGGCCACAGAUGAAGAGCAGGUUCUCAGUGACAUUGAGGAAGGGGAGUGCGAGGAGAUCAGGUUGACUGGAUGGAGGGUGGACCCUCUCCUGCCCCAUGACACUGCCAGCUGCCUCUCACAUGGAGCCUCCAGCGCACACCUGCUUCCAGAAGACCUUUUGUCCGGCAGCAAGGACGAAACAGAUCUAGGUUCAGUCAGCAGAUUUCUGUGCAACGACAACCAAUCUAGCACGGCUUUUCAUCCGUCUUCCGGGACCCAGGAGAGUCUUUGUGUCACUUUGAAACCAUUGGAAAGUCAGCGUGGGAUGGCGAGGCCGGUCUCAGAAAAUGAGGCUGUGUUUGCUGCCAAGGAAGGAGAACCUGAGACAGGAGAUUGGGCCAGAACUCCUAACUGUGCCUUACCAGCAGUGGCAGUCCCUUCCGUCCAAGAGGAACACUUGCAAGAGCAAAGCCCAAGGAAAGAAGCAGUGGAGAGACCUCUGCAGAGGAGCUUGGAUGCCCCAAAGGGGAUGAAUGGCACAGCAGGAGAAAAUGGAAGUGACCCCAUCUCUUUGCAGUUACAGCCCUCCCAAAAUGAUGCCUCACAGACUGCCUCUGUAAACACUCAGUGGUUGGAGAAUCGUGGGAAAAGCACAGAGGAAAGGUUGAGUAAGAGAAGAGAAGAGGCUCUAAACAGCAAAGGUGAGAAAGAAGCUGACCGUAGCAACAGCUUAAGCUGUGGCAUCAUAAAAGAGAGAGACCAAGUUGGCCAGGCGGAGAGCUCUCCUUGUGAUAAUGUGGUACCACUCUUUCUAGAAGGAAACCAGUAUGUAAGACCAACACAAGAAGCUGAUUCCAGCUAUGAUGAAACAUUAGCUAAAGGAAGAGAAACUGCUUCAUUAGCUGGAAUGGCAGAAAAGGACAACGGUGGGGAACCGUGCUGCAAUCUCAGAAUGGCUCAGCCUUUCGAAAAGGAGUUUAAUCCUGCAAUUCAAGGUGGCCAGAGUUAUAACCCUGGGGGAAAGUCUGUACCCUUUUGCCUGACAUCUCAGGGCUCUCCAGAAACUUGGGAAGAAAGAAGAAACAGGUGGGAGGGGGUAGGAGAGGAAGGACCAGUUUCAUAUUCUGUCCCAGAGUUGCCCAGUAUGUAUGGGCCUGAAAUGUAUGAAUAUUUUUUCGCUGACAUAGACGAGGCCCAUAUGAAUAAGGAUAGUGGCAGAAAAGCCACAGCACCCAUGACAUUCCUCAGCUCUGGCCCUCAGUCAGCUCCACCUAGUGGCACAGAGGACCCAAACUCUGAGAGGGCUGGCGAUGCCACGCACAUCUCCAUCCCUGAGGUCUACGAACACUUUUUUGAAAACAGUGCAAGGGACAAGAGAAACUGGAGAGCAGUUUUCAUCAGCAUGCCAGCCUCUGAGGCACGGAAAGCUGCAAGGGCUUUAAAAUCCUUUCUGUGCAGACGUGCGCGCCAUGUCAGGUCCCAGCCCACGACUCAUGGGGCUCUGGUCCGGAGAGCAUCCCAAGGAACAUUGGUGCUCCUAUCACCCAGGCUCUUAGAUGAAGUCCACCCAAGGCCAGAAGACCUACAAAUGGCUGUAAUGGAACCAGAAAGGCCCCUCCAGGCAGUUCUCACGCACAGGGACAUGUGCCUAGGCUUUGUGGCCUUUGCUUCGUGGGCCGUGAAGACCUCCGACCUGCAAGCCCCGGACGCUUGGAAGAUUGUGCUGCUGGCGAAUUUCGGCACCCUUUCGGCCAUCCGCUACUUCAGGAGGGCAGUCAUCACAGAAGCACAGCAUGGAACCUAAGACGCACAAGUGGCUUUAAAAGCAUGCCAGGGUUUCUUCGGAAGCACCGAACCAACCUUUUGCCCUCUUGGAUUUCUGGACUGCUUUUGGUGUGACACUCUACUGGAUGAAGAGGAAAAGAAGUGAGAGAGAAUCUAUAGGGGCCCAAGGAAAUGCAGCAAAGUCAGGGAGGCACCUCAAACCUCCAUUUCUUCUCAUAGUUGGGAACGUAUCUUCAACCCAAGGGAGAAGGUGGUCUAUAAAUAAGUAAGUCAAGUACCAUCUGGUUGGUAGCUUAGUUAGACAGCUGCACGCAAUAGACCCAGUGGCUAUAGAGUAACUGGAAGGUCUUACCUCCCCCUCUCUCUUUUUUAAAGGAGGACACUGGAAGGAUUUGGAAGAGAAUUUGAUAGUGUUGUUCAAAAAGAAACUAGUCUAGUAGAUAAGUCACUAGAAGGGUAGUCUGACUAAACGGGUUGCUUUUAACUAGGAGAAAAGGAAGGUAGGCAUGAAAGCGAGAUGGAAGUAUUGACAGCUUCCAUAGACGAAUGUUUAAAAAGAAGACCAAAGGGAAGACGGAUGAAAGUAUCAGCUGAGGACAGAUGCAUGAAAUGGAAAAUAAUAAUAAUAAUAAUAAUAAUAAUAAUAAUAAUAAUAAUAAUGGUUUAUUUCUAUUCCGCCUUUUCCGCACGGAAUCAAAGCGGAUUACAAGAAUAUUAGAUACAAAAAAAUAAUCAUACAGUAAGAAAGUUUUAAGAGGGCAAUUGCCCCAAACGUAAGAGCCUUUUAAAUACAGGUUGAGUAUCCCUUAUCCAAAAACCCGAAAUGCUCCCAAUUCCAAAACUUUGUCCAUGAGUGGCUGGGGUAGUGACACCUUUGCUUUCUGAUGGUUCAAUGUCCACAGACUUCGUUUCAUGCGCAUAGUUAUUAAAAAUGUACAUGAAACAGAAAUAAAUUUCAUGUUUAGACUUGGGUCCCAUCUCCAAGAUAUCUCAUUGUACAUAUGCAAAUAGUCUAAAAUCCAGUGAACGAACGAACGAACGAACGAACGAACGAAUAACCAAAACACUUUUGGGAUACUCAACCUAUAUUCUAAAACAUCUUGAAGACAUCUAGCCAUGUUCUAUAAAAGAGUGAGCAAAUGGACAUAUUCUUGUUUUUAAAUAGUAGUACAUGUAGCGCUGGCCAUCCUUUCGACCUGAAGACUUCUGUCCUUUUCAGCAGUACUGGCUAAGUACAGGAUUUUGAAAUGAUGAUGAUGAUGA
Molecule: messenger RNA, 3242 nt
Organism: Sceloporus undulatus (fence lizard)
Lineage: Eukaryota; Metazoa; Chordata; Lepidosauria; Squamata; Phrynosomatidae
Gene: PERM1
Product: PPARGC1 and ESRR induced regulator, muscle 1
Exons: 4
Coding region: 121-1998 (625 amino acids)
Biological process (GO): regulation of DNA-templated transcription; response to muscle activity
Cellular component (GO): cytoplasm; nucleus
Source: RefSeq, a predicted model, not a curated record